Messenger RNA from Equus caballus (horse), 1593 nucleotides. Lineage: Eukaryota; Metazoa; Chordata; Mammalia; Perissodactyla; Equidae. The record is from RefSeq and is a predicted model, not a curated record.
UAGUUGUCAAACCCAACUGCUGUUACAUGGGGAACUUAAAAAAUGUUAGAUUCCUGGCCAUGCUACACCUGUACUGAGUUCCCAGGAGAGGGAUCCAGAAGGCGGCUUUUUAAAAAGUUCCCCGGAUAAUCCUCAUUCAGCCAUUCCAGCGCAGCCCUCGGAGCAGCUUUGAAGUCCCACUUCAGCGCAGGUGGAAUAGCCAUUUGUUGGGGAUGAUGCAUAGGACACCCUUCCAUGCUGUGGGACAUUCGUCUUAAAGAGGGGUUCCUGGUAGUAGUGGUAGAAGCAAGGAAGGGAGCGUAUCAUUAAAGAGGUUUUGAUCAACAAAACACUUAGUUAAAACAGAACACUUCAUGAGUGAAAAUUCAGUUUGAAAACAUAUGGCACAUCCCCUUUUGUCAUUGUUUUAAUUCCAUUAUUCUUGCUUCUUUCUAGGCAAUUUCUAUAAGUUAUAUGGAAGCAGGGAACCAAACAGCUAUUUCAAAAUUCACCCUUCUGGGACUUUCAGAUGAUAUGGACCUGCAGCCUCUCCUCUUUGGGCUGUUCCUCUACGUGUACCUGAUGUGUGUUAUAGGGAACCUGCUCAUCAUCCUAGCUAUCAUCUCUGACUCCCACCUUCACAAUCCCAUGUACUUCUUCCUCUCCAACUUGUCCUUCACUGACAUCUGUUUCAGCUCCACCACCAUCCCCAAGAUGUUAGUGAACAUCCAGACAAAGAGCAAAGUCAUCACGUAUGAAGGCUGUCUCACUCAGAUGUAUUUUUUCAUGAUUUUUGCUGGCUUAGAUAAUUUGCUGCUGACCGUGAUGGCCUAUGACCGGUUUGUGGCCAUCUGUCACCCCUUGCACUACACAGUCAUCAUGAACCCCCGCCUUUGUGGUCUCCUACUUCUGCUUUCUUGGUUAAUCUGCCUGACAUAUUCUUUGUUGCAAAGUUUGAUGGUUUUGAGGGUGUCCUUCUGCAAAGAGACAGAAAUCCCCCACUUCUUCUGUGAACUUACUCAGAUCCUCAAGCUUGCCUGCUCUGACACCCUUGUCAACCACAUCGUGCUAUAUUUUGUAACUGGCCUGCUGGGUGUUAUUCCCCUGACUGGGAUCCUUUUUUCUUAUUCUAGAAUUAUCUCCUCCAUAAUGGGAAUUCCAUCUACUGGGGGGAAGUAUAAAGCCUUUUCCACCUGUGGGUCUCACCUCUCAGUCGUCUCCUUGUUCUAUGGUGCGGGUCUUGGGGUCUACCUCACUUCUGGAACAGCCCACCCCUCCAGAAAGGGCUCAAUAGCCUCGGUGAUGUACACAGUGGUCACCCCCAUGCUGAAUCCCUUCAUCUACAGUCUGAGAAACAGGGACAUGAAUGGGUCUCUGAGUAGACUUUUCAGCAGAGGAGUGUACUCUCAGUGAGAUCACGGAAGUUAAGGACAGACAACAGAGAUCCAAAAUGCUGUUAACUAGUGUUCCUGAAUAUGUAAUCUGAAGACAUAGAAAAGAUAUACUAUUCAUGAUAUACUAGAAGACAUUCCUGAACUGAAGACUAAUGUGAAGCAGCACACCAAAAGGCUCACCAUCUACUAAGGAGAAAGAAUGGCCAACCAAUAACUAAAC